GCGAUUCAAAGCGUGAUUUGAAGUAAUUAUGUUCGUUUCAAUAAAGCCCCAGGAGAAUGCUUCUUGCCGUAGCUAAUGGUCCACUACAGUGUCGUAUAUUUUACGAAUGUCUGUAGGCACGGAUGAAAGCCGACUGUUGAUCGGGAAUUAUAUGUGAAACCUUGUGAUGUUGCAGUUACUGAAGCGAAGAGCCGCGAUAUUCUCAGGAUUACUCUCAUUUAUAGUAGGUUGUACAGUUACGCUUAGUUUAUUAAAUUUAGACAGUUGCACGGAGAAGAUAAAUUUGAGGUCCGGACAAAAUAAUGAUCCCAUACUAGGAAAAGCUACACGUAAUCACAGCAUUCUUAUUAUCCUAAUUCUAACCUCUCCUGCUAAUGUAAACAGAAGAGAGAUAAUUCGUGGAACAUGGCUUUCUCUAUGGAAGAACAGUUCUGUUGUACAGUACCAUUUUGUUGUGGGGGGUGGUGGCUUUAAGGAAGAGAUCCAUUCAUUUAUUGCGGAAGAACAGUCUGUUCAUCAUGAUUUGAUAGUGUUGCCACAUGUUUAUGAUGACUAUAAAAGCUUGACCAAGAAAGUGCUUGAAGCAUUUGUAUGGAUUGAUAAGGCAGUUAAUCACUUUAAGUAUUUGUUAAAAUGUGACGAUGAUUCAUUUGUUCAAGUUGAUAAAGUUUUAUCAGAAUUGCAAACAUUAAAGUUGGCAAAGGAGCAUUCCCUUUACUGGGGAUUCUUUAAUGGGCGAGCACAAGUGAAAGUAAGUGGCAAAUGGAAAGAAUCUGAUUGGGUUUUGUGUGAUUACUAUCUCCCAUAUGCUUUGGGAGGUGGAUAUGUGCUGUCUCAGAAAUUGAUACACUUUAUAGCUGUCAAUGCCAAGUUCCUAAGGUUGUAUAACAGUGAAGAUGUGUCAGUUGGGGUAUGGCUGUCAGCAGUAGCAAAUGUCACCAGGCUUCAUGAUCCACGCUUUGACACUGAAUUUAUGUCACGUGGUUGUUCGAACACCUAUCUCGUGACACACAAACAUGAUGCAACAACUAUGAGGAAAAUGUUUGUCACAUUAAAAGAGUCUGGAAGGUUGUGUGAUGUAGAAUACAGAACAAGAGAUUCAUACAUGUACAAUUGGAAUGUUCCACCAUCAAAAUGUUGCAUCAGAAAUGACUCGAGCAUUCCAUAAACAUGAGCAUCAGUGAGUGAACAUUGUGAUUCUUCUUUAUAUUGUUUGUUCCAAGUGGGCAUUGGUUUUGUACCGUGUGUCAUUUUUUUCCUUAUAACUCAUUAUAUUACUUAAAAUCAUUUGUAAAAAUAUAUUGAAACACUUUCCUUUCUCAGUGCAGUAUCAUGUUUGAUGAGUUACUGCUUGACAUAAAAUCACUGUAAAUUUGAAAUAUGUUAGGUUCUGUGACAGUCUUCUGUUCACCACACUAGACAUAAAGUUUCUGAGAAUCACCUUUGCUUUGGGUUGAAAAUAACUUACUAAAGAGGAAAAUGUUACAUGUUGAUUUCCCUUCCCCAUAAAGGAACUGCUAAAAUUGGUCCUUUCAUGAAGUACUCCUUGUAACUAGUCAUACUCGUAUGAAGGGACCUAUAACAAAAAUGUUCCAUUUCAGUAGAUGGAUCCUGUUUAUGAAUGUCCCAUAUCUGUAAUAUUAUAUACCAUGGGGAUAACUAAGAAAAGAAUUCCCUAUACAGAAGUGGCAGCCUUCAGAGAAAAUUCCUUGAACAAUACAAUAAAUAGAUUUUAAAGGGUCCUGAUGAUGAUGUAUAACACUUCAUGAUUACUAAGUUUUUGGACUUGUCCAUAAUCCAGUAUCUAAAGAAUGCAACGUUUCAGGAACUGGAUGUUUCCAGAACACUGUAUUCUUUACUUUUCUUCACAAUACCCAAAAAAUGGUUAAAGUAAAAAAAUCCGGUAAUCCCAACUACAAUAAAUCUUGGUGCUUCAAAGUUCCAUUUUCCUGCCUUACUCGUAGUAUGGCCUUAAAUUAAACUCUUAUUCUAGCAACAACUGUAUUUAGCAGUAAGCUUAUUGUGGUCAAAGACAAAUCAAAGUGCUGCUGUUGCAGGUAGAGUGCCCUUUGUACUGUUCAUUUCAGCUCCAGAUACUGAAGCUUACCUGGGAGUCACUGUCAUAAUCACCACUACCACUGUCUUCCCAUUUACCGUCAUUAUAUGCAUUGUCAGCAUUGAUAUUUGGGGCUCAGACCCCAUAUUAGACCAUAAGACAUGAUUUUUUCAUUGGUUCUGUCAUCCAGUUCACUUCUUGUACAAAGUAACUCAUAUAAUGAUUCUACUACGAUAGGGUACUUUAGAAUGCACGACUGUAAAACAGCAGUUGGAGUGGGGAUACGUUUAAGAGCACAAGUGUAUAUAUGCACAUGUUCAGUUUGUACACUACAGAACAUCUAGAGUGAGGAAUGCAGUGCAACCAACUCUAUGCUGCUCAAGAGUGACAUUUGCUGGCUUUAUAAAUUUCAAACAAAUUUACAAAAGGAUCUGAAUUAUGAAGAAGACAUUACUUAAUACACAAAAGCUCAGGAUAAACUGAUGCAUCCCAUUUCCUUUACAUGGGUUUUAGAAAUUUUACAUAAUGAUGCAGCUGUGUUACAGAUAUGACAGACAGACACACACACAUACUAAACCAACACCAUGAAAACAUACAAAUCAGUUGAGCAUAUAAUAAUAAUAAUAUGACAUCCAUAAGCAUUGCAUUAAACAACAUGCGAAACACCGACACCACAAGAGGAAAAUAGAGUGAGAAAACAAGUAAUGUGCUCAAAUAGCUUUUAUGAAUGGAUGACAACAAAUGGAACAACACUGACAUAUUUUACUUUGGAACUAAUUCAAUUUAAGUAGAGUGAAAAUACAGUGUAAUGGUUUUGACAAAAUUAACUCUUAUCUGAUGAUGGCCAGGUACAGCCAAAACAUGUAACAGAGAAAGUUACAUUUGAAAUGUGUGUAAGUGAAAUUCAAUGUCACAGAAUGCUGUAAUACAAUAUUACAGAUGUGUUAAUUUUCUUGAUAAUGUCUGAUAUGGUUCAUUUUCACAUCAGCAGAUGCAUCAAUGAACAAAAUUUAUAUAUAGGUAUUGGUAUCUCAUUGUAUUAUAAAAUGAAGGCGAGGGAGCUGUGAGCACAACAAUGAAGUAAAUUACAUUUUAAUAAAAUCAUUUAAAGUCAAUAAAAAUACCAAUGGUUUAAUCAUGUUUAUUGUCUCGUUUGACACUACAUGUUUCAGUUAUUUGUGUUGCUGUUGUGUCAGUGGCCCCCAUACAAAAAAUUCUAAUACUGGGCUCAAAAGUAUCCUUUGCAGCAGCAUGAACAGCCUCUACAAAGCAGUAAAGUAACCGUUUGAUCUGGGGCAAUCAGACCUUACUUCUCUGAAGAGAACAGACAGGUCAUUAGAGAAAAUUCCGAUUCUUAUGUGAACUGGGGGAAAACUUUAACUAAUGAACCAUACAAUUAGAAAUAAACAAUACAUGGUUCUAAGAAGAUGGCAGCACAGCACACAUGGCGUGACAGAUGUUUCUAGGAUACUUCAUUUGAAGAUCUGAAGACAUCAGUUGGCCAGCAACAUCUCCCAGUUUAAUAGCCCCUGAUGUUUUUCUUUGGCACUGUCUCAAAUCUCCUGUGUUUACUAUAAGUCAUCCUCAAACAAUCAAAGAGCUCAAACAAUUAAACCAUGGAAGAAAUAACAACAAAUGGUGGUUGUGGCACUAAGUGAUGCAGAAAUACAAGAAAAGGUGGCAACAGUGUUUAACCUGUAAUGGAGGGCAUUUAGAGUGAAAUGUUUUGAAGACAAACCGUGGACAAUAAACUGCAUUCUUUUAACUUGUUACAAUGUUUAAACUGUAAGGGACAUAUGGAGCAGACUUCUUAAAUAAACUAUGGAGAAUAAACUGCAUUUAAUUUACCAUUUAUUAACAAUGCUGAAACUGUAACAGUGGGCAUUUAGAGCAGAUUGUUUUUAAAAAAUAAACUACAGAAAAUAGAGAACAUUAAUUUUACCUUGUUUGUUUUCUGUGUUAUUGUUACAGUUUUUUACACAAUCUCCUACACUCUCUUCUAGAACACUUAUCCCAGUGGUAGAUCCGUAUAUCAUAAUAUCACUUCACAAAUGUUGGCUGUGUAAUCAUCUUUCAUCACAACAUUAGCCACUAAGUAACAUACACAGAUUUUAAUAUUCUAAUGUCACACAGUGGCAAACUACAUUAUGAAAGGUGGCUGGGAAUACUGAACAGUACUUCAGAAAGAAAAUCAAAGAUCUGUCAUAAUUCAGGAUCAUAAAAUCCUCCUCAUUUAUGAAAAUCUUUACAAUGUCUGAGGAAUUUGCAGAGUCCUCCAGUACUGAAAAAUCUUUCCAUUUUGACACAACUGGAUUAAUAUAAAGUAUUAUUAUUCAUGGUACAUACUUAUGCACAAUUAAUCCCUAAUUAAAAUCCAUGCAAGAGUGUCCAUCUUCAGAAAUUCCCCAUCUCUUUUAAGGUUCACAACUGUGUUCACAACAGCCUGACAUUGGACAUGUCUUCAAAUAAUUCAGCUGAGUCCAGACCAUCACAUCAUAUUUCAUUAAUGCUAACCUCCCAGUUAUGUCUGUCUCCCAAACAGCCUCUCUUUUUCAAGGUUAGCUGACCAAAUUCUGUAUGAGUUUCUCAUUCCUUCCAUGUGUGCUUUUAAGAAGUAAAUUUAAAAAAGUAUUUAACUUACAUCUGACAUAAGGUGUACAUAAACAACUGAAUGUACUUUAUAUUAAAUAAAUGCAGUUAGAAUUAAAACUAAACAUUCCUGCAGAUGUUUGUUUCAACAGUCACAUGAAGCAUCAUGACAGGAACACUGUCCGUGUUCUCAGACUUGGCCACAGGACUGCACACAAGAAGUAUGGCAGUGUGUGCCACUACACUAUGAAAAGAUGAGAUGAUGACACACUAUAACCAAGACCCUGUUGUAAUCUGUAUGCACCCUAUAAUCAUUAUCUCAGCGGACUUGACCAAAUCCACUGUGCAUUCUGCUGAAAUCAGCAAGGUUUAAACUCACAGACAGUAUAUUUAUUGUAAUUAGUUCACAAAAGGUCUCACAUAUGGAUGCAGCCAUUCAGAAACUCAAUGAACAAACCUAAGGAACAGAAAACCUUGGAUAAUGAAUGCAAACCUCAGUUUGUUAUACUGCAACCUGUAUGGUGAUUUAGAUUACUACAUUCUGUUUCCCAAGUAUGUGCUGUAAAGUAUAUAACAUCUGUUUACGCUGUCUGUGAAGAAAUUUCCUACUUCAUGGUAUGUUCACUCAUUUCUGUUAUCAUAUUCACUGCCUGGAAUGGCAGUUUCAGCCAAGUUAAUGUUUAUUCUGAAAUGAUAUUAAUAAAUAA
Cryptotermes secundus is the source of this 5352-nucleotide messenger RNA. RefSeq names its product beta-1,3-galactosyltransferase 6. Lineage: Eukaryota; Metazoa; Arthropoda; Insecta; Blattodea; Kalotermitidae. Gene Ontology annotation, cellular component: membrane. Gene Ontology annotation, molecular function: UDP-galactosyltransferase activity. The transcript has 2 exons. The record is from RefSeq and is a predicted model, not a curated record. Bases 167 to 1168 code for a protein of 333 amino acids. Gene Ontology annotation, biological process: glycosaminoglycan biosynthetic process.